GGGCUCCCAGGCCGCCUGGUAGGCCAAGGGCCUGCGCCCGGGACGAAUGGGAAGCUGGUUUCCGUGGACUAGUCUCUUACAACCCGAAGUUCCUCGGCUCCUUUAGAAGAGCAAAAAAUAAAAGAUGACGGAGGGCCGUCGAUGUCAGGUACAUCUCCUUGAUGACAGGAAGCUGGAGCUCCUAGUACAGCCCAAGCUUUUGGCCAAGGAGCUUCUUGACCUCGUGGCAUCUCAUUUUAACCUGAAGGAAAAGGAAUACUUUGGAAUCGCAUUCACGGACGAGACGGGACACUUGAACUGGCUUCAGCUGGAUCGAAGAGUCCUGGAGCACGACUUCCCCAAGAAGUCUGGACCCGUUGUUCUGUACUUCUGUGUCAGAUUCUAUAUAGAAAGCAUCUCCUACCUGAAGGACAACGCCACCAUCGAGCUCUUCUUCCUGAACGCCAAGUCCUGCAUCUACAAGGAGCUUAUUGAUGUUGACAGUGAAGUGGUGUUUGAACUGGCUUCCUACAUUUUGCAGGAAGCAAAAGGUGAUUUCUCUAGCAAUGAGGUGGUGAGGAGUGACCUAAAAAAGCUGCCAGCCCUUCCCACCCAAGCCCUGAAGGAGCACCCCUCCCUGGCCUACUGUGAAGACAGAGUCAUUGAGUACUACAAGAAGCUGAAUGGCCAGACGAGGGGUCAAGCAAUUGUGAACUACAUGAGUAUCGUGGAGUCUCUCCCAACCUAUGGUGUCCACUAUUAUGCAGUGAAGGACAAGCAGGGGAUACCGUGGUGGCUGGGACUAAGCUACAAAGGAAUCUUCCAGUAUGACUACCAUGAUAAAGUGAAGCCAAGGAAGAUAUUCCAAUGGAGACAGUUGGAGAAUCUGUAUUUCAGGGAAAAGAAGUUUUCUGUGGAAGUUCAUGACCCCCGCAGGAAGAGUGGAGGUUGGGAAGGGAAUCCAAGUCAAAGUACCAGUGGUGGAGAAGGAGGAGAGGAGGAGGAUAGUUCACAUCAGUCCAAGAUCCAUGCAGCACGGAGUCUGAGCGAGAUCGCCAUUGACCUAACAGAAACAGGGACGCUGAAGACCUCGAAGUUGGCCAACAUGGGCAGCAAAGGGAAGAUCAUUAGCGGCAGCAGUGGGAGCCUGCUGUCCUCAGGUUCUCAGGAAUCAGAUAGCUCACAGUCGGCCAAGAAAGACAUGCUGGCUGCCUUGAAAUCCAGGCAGGAAGCUCUGGAGGAGACGCUGCGCCAGAGGCUGGAGGAACUGAAGAGAUUGUGUCUCCGGGAAGCUGAGCUCACAGGCAAACUGCCUGUCGAAUAUCCCCUGGAUCCAGGAGAGGAACCACCUAUUGUUCGGAGAAGAAUUGGAACAGCCUUCAAGCUAGAUGAACAGAAAAUUCUGCCUAAAGGAGAGGAAGCUGAGCUGGAACGCCUGGAACGAGAGUUUGCAAUUCAGUCCCAGAUCACCGAGGCUGCCCGCCGCCUAGCCAGUGACCCCAAUGUCAGCAAAAAACUGAAGAAGCAAAGAAAAACCUCAUAUCUGAACGCACUGAAGAAGCUGCAGGAGAUUGAAAAUGCAAUCAACGAGAACCGCAUCAAGUCAGGGAAGAAACCCACCCAGAGGGCGUCCCUGGUCAUAGACGAUGGAAAUAUCGCCAGUGAAGACAGCUCCCUCUCCGAUGCCCUUGUUCUUGAAGAUGAAGACUCUCAGGUCACCAGCACACUAUCCCCCCUACAGUCUCCGCACAAGGGACUCCCUCCUCGGCCACCAUCGUCACACAACAGGCCUCCUCCCCCGCAGUCCCUGGAGGGGCUCAGGCAGAUGCACUAUCACCGCACCGACUAUGACAAGUCACCCUUAAAGCCCAAAAUGUGGAGCGAGUCCUCCUUAGACGAGCCUUAUGAGAAGGUGAAGAAACGCUCCUCCCACAGUCAUUCCAGCAGCCACAAGCGCUUCCCCAGUACAGGAAGCUGUACUGAGGCAGGAGUAAGCAGCUCCUUGCAGAACAGCCCCAUCCGAGGCCUCCCGCACUGGAAUUCCCAGUCUAGCAUGCCGUCCACUCCAGACCUGCGCGUCCGGAGUCCCCACUACGUACAUUCCACAAGGUCGGUAGACAUCAGUCCCACGAGACUGCACAGCCUCGCACUGCACUUUAGGCAUCGGAGCUCCAGCUUAGAGUCCCAGGGCAAGCUCCUGGGCUCAGAGAAUGACACCGGGAGCCCCGACUUCUACACUCCGAGGACUCGUAGCAGCAAUGGCUCGGACCCCAUGGAUGACUGCUCGUCGUGCACCAGUCACUCAAGCUCAGAGCACUACUACCCGGCGCAGAUGAACGCCAACUACUCAACGCUGGCGGAGGACUCGCCAUCCAAGGCGCGCCAGCGGCAGCGGCAGAGGCAGCGGGCAGCAGGCGCCCUGGGCUCAGCGAGCUCCGGCAGCAUGCCCAACCUGGCAGCACGCAGCGGGGCUGCAGGCGCGGGUGGCGGCGUGUACCUGCACAGCCAGAGCCAACCAAGCUCGCAGUAUCGCAUCAAGGAGUACCCGUUGUAUAUUGAGGGCAGUGCCACACCCGUGGUGGUGCGCAGCCUGGAGAGUGACCAGGAGGGCCACUACAGCGUCAAGGCCCAGUUCAAGACCUCUAAUUCCUACACGGCUGGUGGCCUGUUCAAAGAGAGCUGGCGUGGGGGUGGCGAUGAGGGUGAUGCAGGCCGCCUUACACCAUCGCGCUCCCAGAUCCUGCGGACUCCUUCGUUGGGGCGGGAGGGCGCCCAUGACAAAGGCUCUGGCCGUGCUGCGGUAUCAGACGAGCUGCGCCAGUGGUACCAGCGUUCCACAGCCUCGCACAAGGAGCACAGUCGCCUGUCGCACACCAGCUCCACCUCCUCCGACAGCGGCUCUCAGUAUAGCACCUCUUCCCAGAGCACCUUUGUGGCGCACAGCAGGGUCACCAGGAUGCCCCAGAUGUGCAAGGCCACAUCAGCUGCCUUACCUCAAAGCCAGAGAAGCUCAACACCGUCCAGUGAAAUUGGAGCCACCCCACCAAGCAGUCCCCACCACAUCCUGACCUGGCAGACUGGGAGCUACAGUGAUAGCUGCUUCUUGGAUUCCUCCCUCUAUCCAGAGCUAGCUGAUGUCCAGUGGUACGGGCAGGAAAAAGCCAAGCCCGGGACCCUCGUGUGAGCCAGCCCGGCCUGUUCUGACCGCCGCACGCCAUUCUGAGUCACCUCACUGCCUCUCAGUUGCCUUACCCAGACACACUGUCACCUGCACCAGCUUCGGCCCUUGGCACUUUUUUUCUCCUGUCUCCACAUCCCCUUCAUCCUCAAAAACCUGACUGAGGAGACAUUCUGGAAGGUUCCGAUCCCACUGUGUGUCCCCUGGCUCUCUUACCCAAAGAGCCAGACAACAAUCCUCAAUGGCACCUUGGUGGUUUCCCCCCUGCCAUGACAGCCCAGGCCAGGAACUGUCAGGGAAGCCAACACAUGCAAUUCCUGUGGAAGAGAAUGGUUGGAAGAGCGUUGGUAGGGAAUGGAAAAAAGAAAGACCUCUCUGUGCAGACUGUGAAGCUGCGUCCAGCUGCCACCACCACAGGCCACUGGGUGCUUCCAGAGGGGGCUGCCUCAUGGGGACAUUCAGUUUACACCUGAGAUAGUCUCUGUUCUGUAGUGAGACAGCCUGCAAGCGUACCUGAGGACCAGCGCUUCAGAGACGCCUCGGAGGAUCACAAGCGGUUCUAUGCUGCCAAAGAUUAGACACAUUCAACAAUAAACAGAUAGGAGGGGCCAAGAGGAACACACUUUCUCUGCAGUGAAACUCCUUCUCAGUUCCACACUGCUUCUAUGCAGCACAAGUGAAAGUGAACCAUUUGUAAAGCGUGUCCUGUCGUGAGCCGUCUGCCGUCCCGUCCACUUCUCCCGACCCGAGAGCCUGGAAAUGCACCCAAUGGGACAGUGAAGAUGGAGGAGGCUUGGCUGGCCUGGCAGACGCAGAAUCUGUCUGUCUGGCCAUGAAAGGGAAACAGGCUGGAAGGAGCGCCCUGUGCAGGGGCCUCAGCCUGCACCUCCCAAGCUGCUUUCCUCUUCGGAUUGGUCGGAAGCUGAAGGUGAUCAUUGCCAAAAGCAGGUCUCACUCGUUAAAACAGCCAGUAAAAGUGUAACCUUUCUGUUUUGUACAAGGCGUUUCAUUUUCUUUUUUAUGGGAAACCAAGGGAAAAAGCACAUUGCGGUCUAUUCAAGUGUUUUACUGUUGUGGCUCAUUUUGUUUGUUAGCACUUGUGUGACAAAGAACUCAGACGGACCUCUCCUGUGUGUCACUUAGUAAGAACCCAAGUAUGCCCUUAGGUAGGAAGAUUUUUAUGUGUCUACCAGCCGGCAGGCAGAGCAGAGUUGAAGCAACUCGGCUCCCAAAGGGCCCAUUCACCUCCAGCAGUAUCCAUGACUUUGAUUUACCACCUCUGUCCACAGAUACCAAGAGGAUAAAAGGCGGCAAAAAAAAAAAAAAAGCAUGCGUGCAAGCUGCUCGUUUACAUGUGUUUUGAGCUAUGCUUAACACACAACCAAAAGCCAUCAAUCUUCAAAGGCCUCGAAAUUUUAUAAUAACUAACCAGUGAACAGUCUUAGCUGGGUUACUCAAGAUGGUGCCAGAGUUUUCGUGGAGGUAGUACAUGUGAAUCUAAGUGGGCUUGCGGGUCGCCUUUGUGCUGACUUCCUAUGCGAAAGGCAUCCAGGAACAGGAGCCAGGGUGUUGGAAAGCAGAUCUAAAGUUAGCUGUGGCAUCAAAAGAAAGACCUGUUGUUCAUGUAUGUGAAUCCAAGAGCAACAGUAGACUCCACCAGCCCAGGAGGGGAAGGGCCAACCCUGUGGCUCACUCUGCAGUGGCUUGGAAAGCUCUGGAAGUCAAGUGGGAGCAUUUCCACAGUCAGAAGCAUUCAUAACAUGCGUCUUAGGCCUCCUCCGCCAUUUUCCACGCCCACUCAAGGCCAGGUACCCCAGCGCUGGGCACGCUGGCUUGAUGAUCCCAGCUUUCAGAAACAGUACUCUUCCGGACACGUGUGGGGUAACCCUGUAGGAUUGGUAGGGACUGGAUAAUGGUACAAAUGAACCCGGGGCUCGACGGAGAUGGGGCUACCUUUGUUUGUUCCUAUUAUGAUGAUGAUCAGAGCUACAAAACGCAGGUUUAUUUGGGGAUUUUUUUUCCCUUCCUUCCCUAAUAGGAAAUGUGACACAUUGGGUCAACUUUUUACUUCCAAAAAGAGAUGCCUGAAUAAUUAGAUUGAACUAUGGUGCAGCAGGAAAAGUCCAAAGGGAAACAAAGAAUAAGACAAGGUUACAUGGUUACAGGUUAUAACAUAGACAGCAGUUUGAGAAACAGUUCUGAAUUCGGUUGGAUCAAUGAGAGAGGCAGAAAGAAUCUAAAAUGUAAUACAUUUGGGGAGCAGAGAGGAAUUGUAUGGGAGCUGUGAACACCAUCAGGAGAGUCUGGUAGUAAGGACCGAGAUUAAGUAAAACAGGUUUUACUGUUUAGCUGUGUUCAGUUAAUACAAUGUACAUAUUAAGCAUAAGUCCUUUGAGACGGACAUACAUGGUCGGUGUGGUGGGGAACACUCUGGGUGUUGUAUUCAAGCACCUGCAAACGCUUAAAGAUCCCUAUUUCUUUAAAGGAAGAUGAGCUAUGAAGCCCCCAGUCUGGUCUAACGCCCCUAUUGGAUUCUUUGGGUACAUGUAAGAAAUUGCCUGUUUCAGCCAGAAGACUAUGUUGUGAGCCAGGUUGGUUUAUUUUGUUAUAUGCAGGUGAGUGUUGAAACUGUUAAAAGCCCAAUUUGUUUUCAUUCAGUAUUAGUUUAGUUCUAAAUAUAGCAAACCUCAUCCAGGUGCUAUCAGAUGACCAAUUACUGCUUAGUUAACUAGGUGUAAAGUUUUACAUAUCCAUUCAUGUCAAUAGUUUAUUACAAGUUGUGUAAAAUGGACUCUAGUUUAAUAAUGGGGGGAAAGAUUAGGUUGCUCCUGAAAUUGACUGUAGAGCAUGUACAAUGAUUUUACUGGAUUCUGUUCAACGGUAAUCAAUGAAAAAGAUGUAUGUUGUAGACAAAGUUGCAGAAUUAAAAGAGAAAUCUGCUUUUAAUUUAUUCUUUUUGUAUUAAGAAUUUGUAUAGUACCUUUACAUUUUGCAGAACAGUGUUGUCAACACUUAUUAAAGCAUUUUCAAAAUGAAAA
Molecule: messenger RNA, 6195 nt
Organism: Myodes glareolus (Bank vole)
Lineage: Eukaryota; Metazoa; Chordata; Mammalia; Rodentia; Cricetidae
Source: RefSeq, a predicted model, not a curated record